Adineta ricciae is the source of this 753-nucleotide messenger RNA. The record is from the annotation of a GenBank genome assembly. NCBI's taxonomy places the organism in Eukaryota, Metazoa, Rotifera, Eurotatoria, Adinetida, Adinetidae.
AUGAUGUUCUACGUCCGAAAAUCUGAUCGUGUGAUAUUUGAAAAGAAAAAUGAGCCCGUCGGUGACACAAAAGUCAAAUCAUACAUACUGACAAGGAAGAGUCGUUUUUCUCCCAAAUAUAAAAUGAGCAAUCCGACGUCGAGUGAAGAACAAAAUCGAUUACCGAAAGAUGGAAUCGUUGUUCAAACAAUGCUGCAAGAAAUGGGUAUCACAAAUUACGAGCCAAAAUUAAUCCCGAUGGUGCUUGAUUUUAUGCAUCAAUAUACAACGGAUGUUCUAGAAGAAGCAAAACUUUUCUCUAUCCAUGCAGGACGAAAACAAGUUGAACUUGAAGACAUAAAACUAGCAUGCCAGAAUUGGGCGGAAGGACAUUCUACAAUGCCAUCGAAAGAUACGCUGACUGAGUUAGCAAAGGGAAAAAAUCGUACUCCACUACCAACAAUUCGAAACUUUUCUGGUCCGCGUUUACCAGCUGAUCGUUUCUGUCUGUUAGCACCCAACUAUAAACUAAAAGACACAUCCAAUGAACAUUCAGGAAAUCAAUCAAAUCAACAGUAUACUACGUCCAAUGCACCAACGUCGACAAGGUUUAUCACAGACCAUUUUAAUCCAUUAACAGGAACGAUUACAACAACAACAGCUAGUGGAAAGAAUGAACUCGUCAUAACCAUUCAUGUUCCAACGAAUCAUCAUCGAUCGGUAUUACCGAGGACAAAACAACUUCUAAUUCUUACUUGUUCUUCCAUCAUCUAA